AUGGAGAAGUUGGCUACUGAGGAUGCCAGGGAAAAUAUCCCUAAAUCCAUCGAUGAUGAUGAUGAUGCCGAUGACGUCGUGGAUACUGCUGCUGACCAUGAAGACAUUCGUUCUUCCACCUCUACAUUUCUAAAUGUUGGUGAUGAAGAUGAUAAAGAUGAAUAUGAUGAUGAUGAGGAUUCUAAACCUCAACUUCCAAAUACAGUUACUGAUCUUGGUGGUAAUGAUGAUGAUGAUGAUGACGAUGAUGAUGAUUUCUACGUCCAAAUCAUACCAAUACUACCAGCAAAAGGAAUCUUCAUCAGAAAACCUGCUUUCGAGGGGGAUAAAUCAUCAAGAAACCAACACUCCUCAGAUAAAGGAAAACGAGUGGCUGAUGAAAACCUCUCCCUAGUUCUUGGGGCGAUCAGUCAAUCUGAGAAUGUAGACAUUUCCAGGUUUGUACCUCUCUCUGCAACAAACCCUCCUGGUCUCUCAAACCAUAUCUUAUCUAUUGAAACCCUAGAGGACAAUGAAGAUGGAGAUGAAGUCAACACUCUAAAACCCAGGAAGUCAUCUAGACAACUUAAGUAUUCAUAA
Molecule: messenger RNA, 579 nt
Organism: Cynara cardunculus var. scolymus (artichoke)
Lineage: Eukaryota; Viridiplantae; Streptophyta; Magnoliopsida; Asterales; Asteraceae
Product: protein starmaker-like
Exons: 1
Coding region: 1-579 (192 amino acids)
Source: RefSeq, a predicted model, not a curated record